Molecule: messenger RNA, 736 nt
Organism: Elaeis guineensis (African oil palm)
Lineage: Eukaryota; Viridiplantae; Streptophyta; Magnoliopsida; Arecales; Arecaceae
Source: RefSeq, a predicted model, not a curated record
GUAAACCCUCCCAACCCUCUUAGCUUCUGGUUGAAUUCGAUCUUUUGUUCUCUUCCUUGGUCUUUAGCAAGCAUCUCUUCCUCUCAAACCAAUGGAAACUUCCAUCAUCACCUCCUCACUGCACCGCUCUUCACCAUUUCCGGCCAAGCCACGCGGACGCACCGCUCCUUCCCUUAGGAGGAAGGGAAAGGCCGUCCGAUUUGCCCACAAGAGGGACACCUACGGUUCCGAUUUCGGAGGCGGGCUCGUCGACGAGAACAUGAUCGUGCUCCGAAAGAGGAUCCAUGAGAUGAAGAUGGCGGAGACGAACUACGAGCCACCGUCCGAUUGGAUGGAGUGGGAGAAGCGGUACUACACGAGCUACGACUCCGACGUGUGCGAGGUGUUGGGUCUGUUGCAGGCGCUUUUGAUGAACACCAGGCCCAGCUUGGCCAUUGGGAUGAUGGUACUUGUUAUGUUGAGUGUACCCGCAUCGGCGAUCUUGAUUUUGUACCACGUGAUGGAGGCAGUGAGGUCCAUUCUCUCAUGAUUGGAUCUCAGUUGAUCAAUACUUUGAUGGCGGAGAUUAGUGGAUGUGUAUAAAGAGUAUAAAUUUAUUCAUAGAAUAGACUAUUCUUGUUCAUUUGUUUAUACCUUUACGCCAGCCAGGUCGGAUGGUAUUCCUGUUUUUUAUAUUUAGGAUAUAUUUUAUGUUCAAAGUUGCAGAUUUGAGAUAUGACGAGAAUUUUGGGAACAA